Molecule: messenger RNA, 4148 nt
Organism: Brassica rapa (field mustard)
Lineage: Eukaryota; Viridiplantae; Streptophyta; Magnoliopsida; Brassicales; Brassicaceae
Molecular function (GO): protein binding
Source: RefSeq, a predicted model, not a curated record
CGGAUAUUAACAUUCUGCAUAGAGAUUUUUUGUGUUGAUCACUGUAUCUCCGGUACACAGAAGGAAGGUGAAAUUCAGAUUCAUGAGUACAUAAAAGGAAGCAGAUGCGUUUGGUGGGGUUAUGACUAUGAGGUCAAUACCUCUUCAGAUGAUUGCAUCGCUUCCAUUAAAUCCAAUUCUCACCAGGUUCUUGGGUAUGGAAGAGAUAUGAAGGUGAUUCUAGAAGCGCCGUUGUACGAUAAAGAUUGUGUUUUAGGCAAUAAUUUGGCUGCGCAUUACCUUUUCUCUUCGGACAUUUCCAGAGCCAAAACCUAUGCUCGAGCUGCAGAAUACCAUCUUGGGAAAGCCAUUCCUUAUGAAAAAGCAUUUUUCGAGGUUGUUAAUUACUUGAUCUCUGAUAAUAUGGACGAAGAUGUGGCUUUGGAGUUACACUCUAAGCUCUUGAACUUUCCGAAAGAUUUGCUAUCUUGAAACUCGAUUCUGUGUUUCUACAUGGGUCGACCUGAUCUCUCUUUGCCUCUUUUUGAGGAGAUCCUACCUGAGAAUCAAGAACAUGACUAUGUUUAUGGUAUGCUUGCAUUCUCCUUAUUGGAGCGUGGACAUUUAGCAGAAGGAGAAGCGGCUAGGAAAGGAUAUGAGAUCAACAAAAACGACUCUUGGGCUCAUCAUUGUUUGUGUCAUGUUCUUCAAACUGAAUGUCGUUUCAAAGAAGCAGUAGAGUUCAUGGAAGCAUGCUCAGCUUCAUGGGAUUCAUGCUCUUCCUUGAGGUAUUUGCAUAACUGGUGGCUCGCUGUUUGUUACUUGGAAGGAGGCUCUCCCAUAAGUAAAGUACAAAAAAUAUAUGAUAAUAAGAUGUGCAAAGAGCUGGAGAUGCUGGAUGUUCAAAAGAAAUUUGUCUACAUGGAUGCUCUCGGUUUGAUGUUUCGCUUGCACACACGCGAUAAACUACCUGAGUUUUUAGACAGACUAAAAGUCCUAGCAGACUGUUUGACUGACCAAAAAAUGUGGUAUCAAAAGUGGCUUUUUGAUAUUACAACAAUUUGGGCGUUGAGUAAAGUUGGAAACACUUCACAAGCACAUGUACUGCUCGAGGGCCUCAAGUCCCGAACAUGUAACCUGAACAAUAAGAAACAACAGUUGCUGCAGAAAGCGAUUCAGCUCGCUGAAGCUGUAUAUGAAUAUGGAAAAGGCAACAACACAAAAGCUCUAGAAAUGAUUGGUCCAAACUUUGACGUUGUUGACUAUAAGGUAAUGCAUGUUCGCAUUUAUGAGAUAUAUCACUGCGUCUUGAACACUGGAUUUGCAGCGGUUAGAGUAUUGGAGAGGAGGAUAAAGCAGAGAGAUGGUGCUCCUUUCUUGUGGCAUUUGCUGGAGAAGAGUUACCUCAUGGAAGGCAAUGCAGAAGCUGUUGUAACUACAUGUGAGAAAGCCAAUGUGUUGAAUCUUCAUAUAUAUUUCAAGUUUGCUUGAUUACACCAUAAAAACAGCACCGUCUUGUUAUCCUUUAGACUAUGCUUUUGCGCUUUGUUGAAUAUAGUAAUUGUCGAUGUAAAAGCUGAACUUGAACUUUCUAUGUAAAUAAUUUUCGCUUUGACCAAGAAUAUAAAUAGACGUUUUCAUAAGAUCAUAAUGUAGUGCUGCCAUGAUCUUCUUUCCUGCAUGAAGCAUCACCUAGUCAUAUAACUUCCAGAUGUCUACUACUUUUGUAAUUAAUAUACAAAAAGUCAUGUUAAGACUUGUUAGUUAUUACAUGCAUGAUGCAUCACCCUAAUAACGUUCGAAGUUUCAUGGUAAGUAAGCAAAUAUUAUUUGGUGACUAUGUCUUUGAAAGCCUGACAGGUUAACGAUUGUAUUAAAUAUAAAGAAUAAAAACUCAAGAUAGGGUCUGCUGACAAAAUAAUAUUAAAUGACAUAUUCUCUUGACUUUUUGUUAUAUGAAGAGACAGCAUAUCCCACGCGCAUUACAUGUUCCUCAUGAUCGUCUAUCAUCCAUUGUUUUCUCUAUUGUUACUCAAAAAAAGUUAAAACUAUAUAAUAUGAACAUUUUUUUUCAGAACAUUCUACUAUGAACAUUAAAAGUAUUAUGAUUUCUUAUAUGAAACACUCCAUCCGUCUCGAAAAUGUAAAGUGAUUAAGAGAGUUUUUUUAUGUUCCAAAAUAUAAAAUAUUCUUAAAAUUCUAAAUAAUUUUUAAAUUUAUCAAAUACUUCAUAACCCAUUGUAUUUUAUAAUAGUUUGAAGUGUUUUUAAUUUAUAGUUUUGAUAAUAGUUUUUAGAUAUAAAAAUUUAUUUUUAGUAUUUGUACUUCAUUUAAUUCAAUAUAUAUUUUAAAACAAAAUAUACAUUUAUUCAGUUAUAUAUGUUCAGGAGCCACAAUUAAAAUCGUUUCCUAGCUGAACUUGUCUUUCAUCAAUAUUACAUAAUCAGGAUGGAUCAAUAAGAUUAUAUUUUCAUCCUUAAUUUAUAAUGGUUUGGAUACCAGCUUUUUAUUUUCAAAUUUCAAUUUAGAUUUGUGAUGGUGCAUUUAGAAAACGGGUGAAACGAAAGGGAAAUUAUAAAUGAUUGCAAACCAACAAGGCAACAACAGAUCAAGAGAUAUGAUAUGCCUGUAUAUACUAGUAUCAACGGUUUAACUUGAGUUAUUGAUGUGACAUUGUGAUUCAUAGAUAACUCGACAUACUGUAUGAUAUUAUUUUAUAAGCUUAAACGGAUACCGGUCUAGAUUGAAUACCGACAAUGAACCAAAACGUAAGGGGUUAAGACAUUUUCUUGCGAAGUCUUCAACAUCAUGCGCGUGAGGUAAGUGUACAAUAAGUUACGAGGUGAUGAACCUCCCACAGUAUAUUAUUUUGAAAUAUUACAUUUCUUUACUGGUUGACUUCCUUCCAACUUUCACACUUGAUUAAUAUUUAACAUUAGUUGUUUCUUCAUUUCAAUUGAAUUUUUUUUAAAUAAUUGCACACUGAAUACUACCGCCGAAUAUUAACUUACAGUAGUUCCCUUUUAGCCAGGCUUUUUAUGUCCCAUUUUAAUUAUUAACCUAUAUAAACAACCAUAAAGCCUUCCUCUUCCUCCUCAGGGUCAGAUCUCUCCUUCCAUCACAAAACCAAAAAAAAAACUCUUGUUGUUGCGGUCUCUUCUUCAAACCUCAAAAGAAAUGGAGUUAUUCACCAAUGGCAACACCGUUAAGUUGCGGAGCCAUCUUGAUAAGUUUUUAGUCGCCGAGAGCGACCAAAAACACAUCCGUCAAAGCCGUAAAGGAGGAUAUACACGGCUCUCCGUUUGGACGGUGGAGACCGUCGUCGGUAAACCGAACCUGAUCAGAUUAAAAAGCUGUCACGGCACGUACUUAACUGCGAGCAGUAAACCGUUACUGUUAGGUAUAAUGGCCGGUGAGAAAGUGACUCAAACGCAGUCGUCUAACAACCCUAUGGAUAUGCAAACGCACUGGGAACCGGAGGGAAAUGGGGUGUCCGUGAAGCUGAAAUCUUGGUGCGGCAAAUGGAUGAGAGCUAACGGUGGAUCGCCGCCGUGGAGAAACUCCGUUACUCACGACGAGCCUCAUACGUCGAGGACCAAGAACUGGUUGCUUUGGGAUGUUAUUGCCGUUGAUGGUCUUGAUCUUGGAAACAUGUCUGAUGGAUGUGAGAGCUCUCUUUCUUCUCCGGUUUCCCCAAGUCUCUCCCGUUUGGGUUUCUGGUCAGCGCCCGGGUCGCCCGUUUCUGCGGUCAGGUCAAAGAAGAGUUUAGGUCGGCUCACUUCUUUUGGUUUACGUGCAAUGUCUCCGAGAUGGUCCCCAAAACUUGUAAGUUUGACUCUCUUUAACUAUCAUAAGUUCAUUUUAUAUUGUGUUUUGGUUGAUUUUGUUGUUGCUUAGAUGAAGUAUAACAAAGAGUUGUUAUUGUUAGCUGAACUUAGACAAGUUGUACAUCUAAAAAAUUGGUUGGCAUGCAUCAGAUGGAAAAAUAUGAGGGGUAAUUACCAUAUUAAUAUAUAAAAUUUUAGAAACUUGUAGAAGAAUAUAUGGACAUAUUACAAAUAUGAUUUUGUUUCACGAACCUACUAGCACACAAAAAAAUCAUAGCCACUUUUCUUAAUGAAGGCUAGCCAAACUUCUAUGGCAUAGUGACAUUUUAAGGAACAAAAAAA